AUGGCGGUCGCGGACAAGCUCACGUCCAUCGUCGCCGUCGACGUGCGCAUCCACCUCAGGUCGCUGCACCCCGCGGUGUCUCUGCUGGCGGUGGGCGGCAGCUAUAAGCAGAGCUGGGACGACCAGCAGCAGGUGGCGCUCGGCGAGUCCGUCGUGACCGUCGCAAGGCCACCGUCGUCGACGAGCAGCUGCAAGGAGCUUGAGUGGAUCGAGGAGCGGUGGAGUACUGGCACAAGGUGA
Miscanthus lutarioriparius is the source of this 240-nucleotide messenger RNA. Lineage: Eukaryota; Viridiplantae; Streptophyta; Magnoliopsida; Poales; Poaceae. The record is from the annotation of a GenBank genome assembly.